GUCAAUUUGCUUAACAGACAGUCCAACUUUUCUCUCUAUAAUCUAAUUGUGUUGCAGGCACAGCAGCCAGCAGCUGCUACUUUCAAAAGUAUCUGUUGGAGGGCCUCACAAGGUAGAACGAAGAUCGGGCCCAGGUUGAUUGUUGAGGCAGUACCGACUCGCUGGGGUAGGCUAUGUAUCAUCUACGUGGACCGUGACUGCUGCAGCCAAGACAGCUGCCUUGUUUCUGCUCGUGGUGCACCUGGACAUCUGACACCGCUUCGCAUCCGGUGUCACGACCGAAAGCCAUGAGCUGUACCCCACCUUCAUGAGGCAGCUGUCUCACUGCAUCUUCGAGGUGGACCUUGGUGAUGCCUACUGUCUCACUGAGAUGAAGCGGUCCAAGCUGGCGGGGAAGCGCAGGAUGGUUGGCCUGACUGAGGCCAAGGUCAUCAGGAGGAUCUCCAAAGAGGAGUGGAGGCUCCACUGUCGCAGACGGCCAUGUGGGACAGUGGAAUCAGCUCUCCUCAUCCAGGAUCUCCUCAACACCUUCGGCAAACCGGCAGAGUCCAUGAUGGAAUUCCCAUUGCUGAACGCUCUCCGGAUCCAGGAUAUUCUGACAUCUUCUCCUGCACCACCACAACCUCAGCCCCGCCCCUCGUCAUCUAGUCUGAGGAAGAGAAGAACCACGGCCCUCUUAGGUUUUUAUCCGGUUACCUCCUCCUCCUACGACUACGAAAAAGUCAAGGAUGACGGCAUACAGGAAGAGGAAGGCAGCUGCAGGGCAGGGGCUGCUACCGGGGAGCAAAACUCGCCUGGCAAUGUCGCAGUAUGUCUGCAAGAAGUGUGGCCAGCCCAAAAGACUAGAGACCAGCCACACUCAGCUAUAUGGGGUGACCUACUGCACGUCGGUCGGCGAAAAAUCCGUGGAGGAAUUGAGGCAGGAGGAUCACAGCCAACAUCUCCAACACCUUACAUCAUCCGAGUGGUCGUCCUGCCGCUGACUCUGCUGUUGGCCAGCAGGGGGCAGCAGGCGGGCAGACAGGAGAACAUUGAGCUGGAUUAUAGAGUGCCCCAGAAAUGA
Molecule: messenger RNA, 1063 nt
Organism: Epinephelus moara (kelp grouper)
Lineage: Eukaryota; Metazoa; Chordata; Actinopteri; Perciformes; Serranidae
Exons: 5
Coding region: 308-1063 (251 amino acids)
Source: RefSeq, a predicted model, not a curated record